GGGGCGGGGCCGGGCGGGCAGGGAAGAUGGCGGAGGCGUCGCCGCAGCCGGGCCGGUUCUUCUGCCACUGCUGCUCGGCCGAGAUCGCCCCGCGCCUGCCCGACUACAUCUGCCCACGGUGUGAGUCUGGUUUUAUUGAAGAGCUUCCCGAGGAGCCGAGGAAUGCUGACAAUGAGACCAGCUCCUCUACGUCAGCUGCUGAUCAGAGCAGGCAUCCUUUUGAGAACGUGGAUCAGCACUUGUUCACCUUGCCCCAGGGCUAUGGCCAGUUCGCUUUCGGGUUCUUUGAUGACAGCUUUGAGUUUCCGUUCGGGUCCAACGUGCAGCCGGAGGACAACCGGGACUCGGAGAACCGGCGGGAGCGCGAGCACCAGUCCCGGCACCGCUACGGCGCCAGGCAGCCCCGCGCCCGCCUGGCCACGCGCCGCGCCUCGGGCCGGCACGAGGGCGUCCCCACGCUGGAAGGAAUUAUUCAGCAGCUGGUCAAUGGAAUUAUUGCACCAACCACAAUUCCAAACCUAGGCCUGGGCCCUUGGGGAGUCCUGCACUCAAAUCCGAUGGACUACGCCUGGGGUGCCAACGGCCUGGAUGCGAUUAUCACACAGUUACUGAAUCAGUUUGAAAACACUGGACCACCACCAGCGGACAAAGAGAAGAUCCAGGCCCUCCCCACCAUACAGAUCACACAGGAGCACGUAGAUUCCGGGUUGGAGUGCCCUGUUUGUAAGGAAGACUACACAGUCGGGGAGAACGUGCGGCAGUUACCGUGCAAUCACCUGUUCCACAACGACUGCGUUGUCCCAUGGCUGGAGCAGCAUGACACGUGUCCCGUCUGCCGGAAAAGUUUAAGUGGACAAAACACUGCCACAAACCCCCCAGGACUCACAGGGAUGAACUUCUCGUCAUCCUCCUCCUCCUCCUCUUCCUCCAGCUCACCAAGUAAUGAAAACUCAUCGAACAACUCAUGAAUCUUAACGCACCCUCUGUCCCCGGGGCCCCCUCCACUGUCCCCCCUCCCUCCCUGGCCACCACAAGCAGCCAAAGGGGCUUCCAGAACAGAGCGAGGGGAGGGGACAAGGGGGGAGCAGUGCCCCCAGAAUUCCCUUUUGAUUUCUGAAGACACGGAGACUCUGGGUCCUUCAGAGAUGAGAAGCCUCAAGUUCUGUGAUGAAAAAGGGGGGAAAGAGCUCUGUCUGUCAAUAAAAACAUCCUCUGUGCGUGGACUUUACCCGUUGCAGUGCGAGGCUGCCGCGCUCCCAGCUGGGAACCCCGAGGUGCUGAGCGAGUGGUUGAAUCCCAAAAGGAAAAGUUGUUUGUAUGGGUUUGAAUUUGAGAUCCCCUUCUUUUAUUUCUUUUGCUCCUCCUCCCCUUGGAUACUAUCUUUUCUGCUUUGGAGAUUGAAGUCUAAAAUGGAAGCGUAAGGAUGCUGCCUCCCCUCCAGGAUCUUCGGCUGGGGAGGACCAUAGCUGUCACUGAAACAGGAACUCUCAAAUAGACCCCGGGAUCCCUGUCCCAUCUCAAGUCCCAUUUAUUUUUCUUUAUAACCUUGCCCGCUGAUACUCAACACUGAAAGGGUUUUUAUAAUCUUAAAUUAUUACUGCUGUCAAUAAAUGGACAUUUCAGCUCUGCGA
Messenger RNA from Empidonax traillii (willow flycatcher), 1631 nucleotides. It is a transcript of the gene RNF126, whose product is annotated as ring finger protein 126. Gene Ontology annotation, biological process: protein ubiquitination. The record is from RefSeq and is a predicted model, not a curated record. NCBI's taxonomy places the organism in Eukaryota, Metazoa, Chordata, Aves, Passeriformes, Tyrannidae. Gene Ontology annotation, molecular function: ubiquitin protein ligase activity. The coding region runs from base 27 to 968 and encodes 313 amino acids. Gene Ontology annotation, cellular component: cytoplasm. The transcript is spliced from 9 exons.